This is a messenger RNA of Geosmithia morbida, 1653 nucleotides long. RefSeq names its product 3',5'-cyclic-nucleotide phosphodiesterase. Gene Ontology annotation, molecular function: 3',5'-cyclic-GMP phosphodiesterase activity; 3',5'-cyclic-AMP phosphodiesterase activity. The transcript is spliced from 2 exons. Gene Ontology annotation, biological process: cGMP catabolic process; cAMP catabolic process; negative regulation of glucose mediated signaling pathway. The record is from RefSeq and is a predicted model, not a curated record. NCBI's taxonomy places the organism in Eukaryota, Fungi, Ascomycota, Sordariomycetes, Hypocreales, Bionectriaceae. The coding region runs from base 1 to 1653 and encodes 550 amino acids.
AUGGGCAAUGGUGAGGAGCGAAGGCCUGCUGCCCUACACGUCAUUGUCUUGGGCCCAGGAGGCGGUCCUCAGGAAUCCAACACGACAGCCUUUCUCGUCCGCUCCGUCGGCCAGAACUGGCGUAAGGGUUCCAUCAUUGCCGUCGAUGCUGGAGUUCACCUGUCCGCCAUCACGCGCCUGCUGCGCGAAUCGAUGCCUUCCUCGGUGUCGGUGGAGCCUCCUCACAUUCUGACACACGGUCCCUUUGCUGGCCUCUCCCUCCCUCACCGGUCGGCCGAUGCCAAUGCCGGCUACCUCACCAGCUCACUCAUCGAGGCGUGCCUCGUCACCCACCCUCACCUGGACCACAUCUCGGGCUUCGUCGUCAACACCGCCGGUCCACCGGGCGCCCGUCCCAAGAAGGUCGCCGGGCUGCCUGGGACCAUACAGGCUCUGAAGACGCACAUAUUCAACAACGUCAUCUGGCCCAAUCUGAGCGAUGAGGGCAACGGCGCCGGGCUCCUCACCUACAUGCGCCUAGUCGACGGCGGUAGUCCGACCCUGGGCUCCGGACAAGGCAAGGGGUAUGCCGAGGUCUGCGACGGCCUGCUCGUCAAAGUAUGGGCCGUCAGCCACGGCCACUGCAUAGAGAAGCAUAGCCAUCGCGGCUCCACAUCCAGCGCAUCGGGUCUUCACGAUCCGGCCCUCCAUAGAUCGUCAUCUUCGCGCCGUGCUCAGGGUUCCAUCUCGGCCUCUCAGACGCCCAGACGACACAGUCUCCUCGGUCAGGCUACCCUCGGCAACGCCACCUCUCCUGCCGCCCCACCCCGAACCAGCGCUACAGCUGCCGCCGCCGCCGCCGCCGCCGCCGCCGCCGCCGCCACUGCUGCUGCCAACUCUUCUCCAGUCGACGCAGGGAGCGGUAGCGGUGCCAGUAUUGGCGGAGAGCGGGAAGAGAUGUGCGUCGUCGACUCGAGCGCCUACUUCAUCCAGGAGCAGGAGAGUCACCGUGAGGUACUCAUAUUUGGCGACGUCGAGCCAGACAGCCUGUCCCUCAGUCCGCGCAACUUUCCGGUCUGGCAGGAAGCCGCCUCCAGGAUUGCCGCCGGCUCCCUGGCCGCCAUCUUCAUCGAGUGCAGCUACGACGACAGCCGCAGCAACGACCGGCUAUUCGGCCAUCUCAAGCCCAUCUUCGUCAUCGAGGAGCUCAACGUGCUGGCGGCCGAGGUGGCCGAGGUACGGCACAAGUCUUCUCGCUCCACGGCAGAAGCGGCAGCGGAAUCUCCGUGGGGGAGGAAGCGCAAGCGUGUAGUGUCCGAUGCAGAUGUUGCCGGACGUGCACGCGAUAGCCUCGCCGUCGCUGCCGCCGAUGAGCCCACAUCUCCCAGGACAUCUAGGCAGCAGCGGCCGAAUGCGGACGUCGCUCCCGGCGGCAGUGACGGAGAUGUCGCUCUGCCGCAGCCGUUCCUCGUCCCGCCGCCAUCACCACCAAUGACGACCCGCGGACAGCUCGCGGGGUUGAAGGUAGUGCUCAUUCAUAUCAAGGAGGUCUUGUCGGAUGACCAACCUGAUAUCGGGGCCGUCAUCCUGUCCGAAGUCCAGGGACAUGAAAAAGAGGCACAGUUGGGAUGUGAGUUUAUUGUAGCGAGAGCAGGUCAAAGUUUCUAUCUAUAG